AGAAUCCAAGAUGGCGGAUGAGUGAAGAAGGAACUUGGUGGUUAUUUGUGCCCAAUUUCUUCUACGAAACAAGAACUGUUUCACCUAUACAGGUUGGUAUGGUUUCAGCAUGCAGUCAUUUUCAACAAAAUGUCUUGGAUUGAGACUCCAUCCUUUUAGUGUUCAAUAUCAGUGUCCUCUGUCUAGUGUAUCUUCCCGAUCUUACAGUUCAAAGGACUCCAAAACACAUUAUGAGGAAUUAGGAUUACCUGAAAAUGCAACCACUGCAGAAAUAAAGAAAGCAUUUAUAAGCAAAUCUAAAGAACUUCAUCCAGAUGUUAAUCCUUUAGACCCAGAUCUUCAUAAAGCAUUUGUAAAGAUCAGUGCGGCAUACAACACUCUCAGCAAUCCAACAAGCAGAAGAAAUUAUGAUAUGAAACUGAACAGUUAUUCAGCACCAUCAAGUAGUUAUUCUUAUUCUGCUGGAAGUCCAUUUGGAACUAGAAAUGCUUCACACUAUUAUAAUAACCACAACAGAUGGCAUGAAUCCAAUAAAUUUCAUAGGACACCAGUGAGACAAACCCCAUUGAGAAAUCCUUACAACAAGUAUGUGGUAGCAGGAGUUCUUGUUUUUAUGUUCACUGGAGCUGUGGUGCACUAUGUCAUCUUCAGCUUUAGACAUCAAAAGUAUAAGGCUCAUGUUGAAGAGGCAAGUCGGAAAGCCAACUUGGCAUAUGCUGAAUCCAAGGAAAGAGCAAGAUCCAAUGGUGUCCGGAAACAGCUUGAUUUGCUAAUGGCACUUCAUGCUCAGCCAGCAAGCAGCACCUUGCAACACGUCAGUGAAGUUUCAAAUGACAGCGAAAAGAAUACCUAAAGUUUAGUUGCAAUAUUUUAGAUGCUAGACUUAUAGAAUGGACUACUUCAACGAAACUAUGAAGCUUUGUUACAUAAAUGGCGUCAAUUGACAUUUAUGGUUUGCAAUAAGACAAUUUAACAACUGAUGAAUUAAAAUUAGUGAACAGUUCCACAACUGAGUAAAUUUAUCAAAUAUCAAAUAGUUCCUUGUUGGUUGUUGUCACAUUCAUAAUAAUUUGUCUUAUCAACCAUAGAUUUAAUAAAUAUGUUGGGCUGUCGCAUCGUCCAAGUAGUCAAUUUAUGAUUUUUUAUAUUUUACGUUUAUAAGUGCUCACUAUAGUCUCAAAUGUGAAUUUAACCAAUGAUGUAGGCAUAUGUACCCUUUCCUAGACUGAGAAUAUUUAACAAGCCUUCCGCAUCCAGCCCAGGGGUAACCCUCAGUGGUAACUCUAGCAAGGUUGGUCACUAUGACACAGCACAAUCUUUAGUGUUUAUUAUAAUGUUUUAUUACUAAGUUUGAAAUAAAUCCUCAAUUAAGAAUGUAUUAUAUAUAUGACUUAAAUUAUUUUGUAACAGAAUUUGUGGGAGUGAAUAAAGUACAAAUCUAAAUAUGCAAA
Messenger RNA from Actinia tenebrosa (Australian red waratah sea anemone), 1451 nucleotides. Its product is annotated as dnaJ homolog subfamily C member 4. Lineage: Eukaryota; Metazoa; Cnidaria; Anthozoa; Actiniaria; Actiniidae. The record is from RefSeq and is a predicted model, not a curated record.